AUGCCCAUGUCUCAACCAACCAGCGAGUUCAUCUUCUUCAGAUUGAAGCCUUCCGUACGGCCUGAAGACCCGACCAACGAGGAAGGCGAACGCUUGUUGUCUAUAUUCCGCAACACCCAACACGAAAGCGGGCAUCAGAGCUCUGCAUGGGGCCGUUCAGCAGAGGAUAACAAUACAGUAGUAUGGGCAAUUAACUGGACCGACGCUCGAGCCUCCGCAAGCAUCGAACAUCUCACUCCAUAUCUUGACCCAGAUGCUCCACCUCCAAAAGCAAUCUACGCAACCCUCAGUCCACCCCUCUGCAGCGCCGACGCACUAAUCGACAACCCAGUAACAGAGCUAUGCACAUUAUCAUUUGCAGACUCGCUCUCUGUUCCAGAGAAAAGACAGCUUAAUGGUAACUUAAUCGACUUUCGGACAGCCUUGGUUAAACAGCUCCCGGAGGGGUCGAGGCCAAUAUCAUGGUCGAUGGGGCAUGUGGACCGGCCGGGUUCAGUGCAACAUGCGAAGAGUCCGAGUGGACAAGCGGUGCUUUACCUGCUAGUUGUUGGAUGGGAAUCUAUUGACGUGCAUAAUAAAUCGAGAGAGACAGAGCAGUUUGUUUCCAGCAUCUCGCCCAUUCGUGAGAAGUCGUUGGGGGCUAUUCCUGGGCUGGAGUUGAAACAUGUCAGUUUUCAAAAGACUUAG
Molecule: messenger RNA, 687 nt
Organism: Penicillium longicatenatum
Lineage: Eukaryota; Fungi; Ascomycota; Eurotiomycetes; Eurotiales; Aspergillaceae
Exons: 2
Coding region: 1-687 (228 amino acids)
Source: RefSeq, a predicted model, not a curated record